AUGGAGUUCAAGACGAACAUUUCAACCGAGGUUCAUGUUUUUCACCGUACCGGACAUAUUGACCGUGCAGUGUACUGGACCGUCCCGCAUGCGUCCGGAAAGGAGCUUUGGCUGGAACCAUGGCCGGAUGACCGAUCUGACCGUACUGGAGCUUGCCUUUCCCGUCCAACUUCACAUUUUAAGACAUAUAGUCGAGCUAGAAUCCACUUUGGACGAGCUGGACGAAGUAACACCUACUUGGGCGAGCUAGAAGAGCUGAGUGAGCUAAGUGACACUACUCUGGAGCUGGAUGAGCUAAGUGACACUAGCUUGGAGCUGAAUGAACUAAGUAACACUGAAGAUGGAGCUGGGUUCUUCACAUGGUCCAAUGGAAAUAACGGUAAUCAUCUCGCUAGCGAUCCAUUGAAGAAACAUGGGAAGUCCAAGAAACUUCCAAAGUUUCAGGAAAGUCCUACAUGGAUCCUGCCCAAGGGACUUGAUAUGGGAAGAAGACUCUGUAUCUAUGGAUUAUGUCGCUCCGUUGAGAUGCUUAGUGAUGUCGUUGAAGACACUGUCUUAGAAUAUGGUGGAGAGGUUGUUGCUGCAGAGAAAGAGAGCAAAGGCGGUUUACAAGAGAAGUUAACAAUGACAGUGGCGGUUCCAUAUCUCUGGGGAGUUCCUCCUACUGCAGAGAGGCUUCAUCGUGCGGAUCAAAUAGGCGAAGGGAUUGUGGACAAAGUUUAUCGGCAAUGGGACUUCUUGUUAAAAAUUCACUAA
This is a messenger RNA of Brassica oleracea var. oleracea, 756 nucleotides long. RefSeq lists its product as uncharacterized. Lineage: Eukaryota; Viridiplantae; Streptophyta; Magnoliopsida; Brassicales; Brassicaceae. The coding region runs from base 1 to 756 and encodes 251 amino acids. The record is from RefSeq and is a predicted model, not a curated record. The transcript is spliced from 6 exons.